Messenger RNA from Candoia aspera, 4687 nucleotides. RefSeq names its product mediator of DNA damage checkpoint 1 (gene MDC1). The transcript has 14 exons. Gene Ontology annotation, molecular function: protein binding. Bases 165 to 4607 code for a protein of 1480 amino acids. NCBI's taxonomy places the organism in Eukaryota, Metazoa, Chordata, Lepidosauria, Squamata, Candoiidae. The record is from RefSeq and is a predicted model, not a curated record.
UGGCUUUCGCUGUGGGGUCCUUCACCGGCUUACCGUUAUUUAGCCGGGAAAGGGCAGCGGCGGCUUUAAGGCUUAAAGGGCCAUGCCUCUAAAAAAGUUGGCUGCCCAAUAAGGUCGGGGGGAACCAGGAAUUGGGGGCAUCGCCAGGAUCGGGGAGCGAAUUAAUGCAGGGAAGGGAAAAGGGCGAUUCGGAUCUAGAAAGCGGAGCGGGGCAGGUUUCCACUGCGCAGGAGAUCAUUUCUUUCCUUUAUUGCAGGAUGGAACAAACUCAGUUACUGGACUGGGAUGGAGAAGGCGAUUCCACUGAUGGGUCUGAUGCUGCCGGGGAGACCCCCAAACCCGUGGGGCGCCUGCAUCUGCUUAGCAGCAAGUACGGCCCUGAGAAAGAUUUCUGGAUCUACCCUGGCCAGAACAUCAUUGGUCGUUUGGAAAGCUGUGACGUCUGCUUGCCUGCUUCUUCUGUUUCCAAAGCACAUGCCGUGAUCGAGGUCCCCUCCUCCCACGGUCCCCACCUUUUGUAUGAUCAGGGCAGCUUGAACCGGACUCGGCGCCAGCGUGUCACCUUGAUCCCUCAGGUCCGGUACAGCCUUCAGGAUGGGGACACCUUGCUCUUUGGAGAUGUGGGAUGCCAGUACUUCAUCUUGGUCCCGGAUGCGGACUGUGAAUCCCCCGAGGACUCCAUGGUGGUGCCACCCACCCAGGAAAGAGUGGAGGCCAGUGCGUUGGCCAUUGAGGAAACACCUGCGCCGGGGAGGAGAACAGGCUUUGGGCAAGUUCUGGUCCAGGAUUCUGACAAGGAGGAGGAAGAGGAAGAAGAAGAAGUGGUGAAUGGAACAGGAAGCCACCUGGAUCACACCGCAAGAGAUGGAUCUGAUUGCUCUAACAAAAAUGGCACAGGAGGACAUGUGAGUUUGGCUUCCCUUGGCGUCUCCCUUCCCUCGGCUACGGUGGUGCCUGAAAGUGAUGAAGAAAGUGAGGACCCUUCAGUCAGUGGCCCGCCCUGCCCUGCUCUGCGCCUUUCCUUUGAGAGCCAGGAUGCUGAACCAGGUCUGGUAGAGAAUAGUGGUGGUCAUUCCUCCAAUAGAGAAGGCUCUGGAGAGCCCACAAGUAAAGAGGAGGGAGUUUCCACUGAACAUGGCCUGGUGGAAGAGUUCCAUUUGGACAGCGAUACAGAUGUAGAGGAUGAAAACCAAAUGGGUUGCACCUCUGAAGCACCAAGAUCAUUGGACCCAGCAAAAAGUGAUAGGGGCCUAGAAGUGGACACUGACACUGAUCUGAAGGAGUCUUCAGUGAUGGCUCCAGGCACUAGUUGUCAAAAAUAUUCCCAAACGGCCAUUGAGGUGGGCAGUGAUACAGAUGUGGAGGAGGAAGUAGAAAGCCCAGCUGUCUUGGGAGUAAAGCUCCCCUCUACUUCUGCUGAAAAUGGAGAUGAUGACACUGAUGUGGAAGCAGAAAUGGAAAAUCCAAGUGUUGUUUGUCCAGGAAGGCAUGAGCCUGUUUCCCCAAAGGAAGAUGAUUGCAAACAGUUGGAAGACAAUGUAGACAUCCCUUAUCCCCAGAGUGUCCAGCUUGGUGGGAAAAAGGAUGAUGAUACAGAUGUGGAGGCUUUGAAUAAUCCAGAAAGUGAUGUGAAUGCCCUGCCUCCCACUGGACAUGUAGAUGUUGACACAGAUGUGGAAGACUCAUCCCUCAAGGGAGAGACUCCAUGUAGGGCUGUGAAGAACUGUGUUGUUGGUGUUGACAGUGAUGGUGAUGAUACUGAUGAGGUGAUUAAACUGGGGCUGGAGAGUUCAGAAGUUGCUUGUCCUCAGAGGACCUGUUCUUCAAGUGGUAAGGACAGCAGCACCAAUAUGGAAGAGAUCCCCCUCAAGAGGAUUGUGCCAGAUGAUCAUAAUGCCAGUGAGAGACAUGGUGAUGUGGUAGGGUUGACAAAGGAUUCUAAUGUUGAAUCUGAGAUGUGUUACGAAGUUGGUGACAAAUCUCCUAGGGACUUAAAGAGGAAGGAACCCUUGCCAAACCCCAAGCAUCAGUACUUGCCCACAUUCUCUCUGGAUGGUGAUACAGAUGGGGAAGAGGAGGCUGAUAAUCCAGAUGUGGAGUCAAAGAAAAGCCAGCAAGUCUCCAGUGCUGAGUCUAGCAAAGGAAGCAGAGGGAGCCACUUUGAGAAUCCAGAUAUUGGGCCUCAGGAAGACUCUACAUCUGUACAAGACAGGGAGAGUGAUACUAAUGUGGAAGUGAUGUCCUUGUGUCAUGGGAAAUCUAUGGCUCAAGACAGUGAUACAGGCACAGAGGAAGUUGCUGCAAAGCCCCUAGAAGAUCAAGGCACUCAGUUAAUAAUCCCAGUGAGAUCUCAGGUGGGAGGAGAGCAGUUGGCUUCUUGUGCGCUGCAAACGGGAGCGUCCCUCAACUCUUGUGAAGACAAUGAAGACACAGAUGGAGAGAGAGAGGAAUCCUAUUCAGCAGAUGAGAGCAACACCGAUGAUGAGCUUGAUUUGACCUUGCAGGCAACACAGUGUUUCCUGCCAACUGAAACCACACCUCCUAGAACUGAGAAAGCUGGAGGUAUCACAGCUACAGAUUCCAGUUGCGCUCUGGAAGACGAGCCCACUCAGGCAUUUGACUUCAAAUCACCCUUUUUACCCACCAGACUUCAACUCGGGAACAUAUGCAGCUCUCCUUUGAAAGAUGACCAGGAUUCUGGCCCAGAAGAUGACAUGCUGGAAGCUACUCAGCCCUUCUGUCAGGAGCCUGAGCGAGUCUUAGAAGAGCACCCCCAGGCUGGGGCUGGCAAAGAGAAGGGGAACCAAGAACUGCUUGUCCAGAACCAACCUGAAGAGGGGAAACUCUCUGAGCAGGUCCCCCAGCCCGACUUCUCAGCUUCAACCUCUCAGGGAGAAGAGACCACCAGCCUUCCAGGGGACCACCCUCUGCCCUAUACGGUGGAGAUGCCCUCUCUGCACUCCUCCUUGCAGACAGCAGGGGGCACCCCUGAAGAGGAAACCCAGCCUCUCCGGUCUGUGCAAAUUCCCCCUGCUGGCGGCAAGCGAGCCUGGACUCCGCAGGAGAAGAGGGUGGAGGAAAGGGGUCUGGUGGUCCCCGAAGAUGGAAGCCCUUCAGUGGUGAUGCUGAUGCUGAGCGAGGCAACUCCUGUGGGUGACGAGAUGGAAGAAAACUCGGCGUUCGUAAGAGAAGCAAGGAAUGCUAAGCAGGGGGUGGAGCCAGCCCAGGAGGAACCCGCUUCAGCGGUGUCUUCUGCCCGUCAGCAGCGGCGCAGCCUGCGAUCUUCAGCCUCCUCUGCUUCACCCACCCCUGUCCUGAAAAGACGAAGCCUCCGCCAUCAUGGAUCUGGUGCUGUCGCUGCGGCCGGCCAACCGGCUGCCCCAGAGACCAGCCGUAGGGGGCUGAGGCGGCUCAGCGACAGAGGUCAGCAAACGAGGGAGGCGGCGGAGGCACCAAAACAGCCUGGAGAAGAGGGGCCCAGGAAGAAGGCCAGGAACAGAGACCUGACGGCUGCUGCUGCCCAUCAAGGUCGAACCAGGGGCUCGCAGAGGGAAUCCAGGGCUGCCAGGAGGGUGGCGGAAGGAGCAGCAGCUGCUGCCUCGGGCAGCCCGGGGGCCAGGGAACCAGCAAAGCGGGUGAGGAGGGGUCCUGCCCACCACCCCGGGCUCAAAGAGCAGCCGGAGCUUCCAAGGACUCGGGCCAGCAAGCGCUCCAGCAGCAGCACUAGCACUUCCGUGAGCACCCCAAGCCCAAAGGAUUCUGGGAAAGGUGCCAAGCCUGGGCAGGAACCGGGCCUGUCCACUCCGUCUUCAGGAAGGAGCUUGCGACAUCACAGCACAGAAAGCAAACCGAUAGGUCAAAGGGCUUCAUCCUGCAAUCACACCCGGCGCUCUACUGCAUCUGGCAGCCCUGCCCCCAAGGUGCUGUUCACGGGCGUGAUUGAUGAGGAAGGGGAGCGCACAGUGGUUGAAUUGGGGGGUUCUCUGGCAGAGUCUGUUUUUGACUGCACCCACCUCGUGACGGACCGCGUACGCCGCACGGUCAAGUUCUUGUGCGCUCUGGCACGCGGAAUCCCCAUUGUGACCCUUGACUGGCUGGAGAAGAGCAGACGGAACGCUUUUUUCCUGGCACCAAACAGCUUCCUUGUUUGGGACCCUGAACAGGAGAACAACUUGCAGUUCAGCCUCUCCACGUCGCUGCAGACAGUACAGCUAAAAGGGGGGCUGUUCCAGGGCUACGAGAUCCACGUCACUCCUAAUGUGAAGCCAGAGCCAGAGCACAUGAAAGACAUUGUUAAGUGCAGCGGUGGGACAUUCCUGCCGAGAAUGCCGCGAGCCUAUAAGGACAAACGUAUUGUGGUUUCCUGCCCUGAGGACUUGUCCCGCUGCAAACCAGCACAGGAGGCGGGAGUUCCCAUCACUAACUCGGAGUUCAUCCUGACGGGCAUCCUGCAGCAGAAGGUGGACUUGGAGGCCCACCGUCUGAACGGCAGUGGCAGCCCCUCAGCUGCCUCCAGCCCUGUUGCUCCUCCUGCCAGGACCAGCAAGAGGAGGGCGCCCGCGCGGAUGGCCCCGGCCCCACCCAGCACAGCCAAGAGACGGCGCUGAUCCUGAAGGGCAGCAUUGCCUUAAAAUUGUACAUAUGGGUUUUUUUUAUAUUGCUGCCAAUAAACGGGGUAUGGAAAGGA